Molecule: messenger RNA, 588 nt
Organism: Cutaneotrichosporon oleaginosum
Lineage: Eukaryota; Fungi; Basidiomycota; Tremellomycetes; Trichosporonales; Trichosporonaceae
Molecular function (GO): acyltransferase activity, transferring groups other than amino-acyl groups
Source: RefSeq, a predicted model, not a curated record
AUGGCCGUCUCCGUCCGUCACGUCAAGGAGGCCGACGACCGACCAUGGGCUGGGCUCUGGUCCGCUGAUCCUGCCAUCUCCCGCCUCGUAUUCACCGACGCAGUGAGCCACGCCUUCGCGAAUGGUUGGCAAGUCUGGGUGGCCGAAGACACCAAGAUCCUCGGCGUGGCGCUCUGGCUCCCGCCAGGCGUGGAUGAAGGCACCGAGUUCUUCGCCCGCGGCAUGAAAGCCAUGCCUGAGCACCUCGCGGUGCAUGCCUUAACCGUCGUAGUGCCAGAGUUCAUGAAGCUCGACUCGAUCGUGCCCGGCUCAAAGCAGGCGUGGUGGUUCCUCUCGUUCCUCGGGACGCACCCCGACGCGCAGGGCCGCGGCGUGGGCAGCGCGCUGAUGCGCGCCAAGAUGGAUGCUGUCGACGGCCCGUUCGCGCUCUCCACUGGCACGGAGAGCAAUCUCGCGUGGUACGGCCACAGGGGGUUUGUGACGCGCGGCAGCAUCAAGGCACCCCAGCAUGACGGAUGGUUGUGGGAGGAGCGGUAUAUGACCCAUCCGGGGGAUGCGGUGGUGGAUGGCGGAGUGAAGAGGCAGUAG